Messenger RNA from Peronospora farinosa, 1899 nucleotides. NCBI's taxonomy places the organism in Eukaryota, Oomycota, Peronosporomycetes, Peronosporales, Peronosporaceae. The record is from the annotation of a GenBank genome assembly.
AUGCUGCCAGAAUUAUCGCCACCUAUGCUUGAAAUGUCGAUACGUGAGAGCAAUUACACGCUUGAAAGCGGUCGGAAUACUCAGAACGACAUCUCGGACUAUUCUGGCGAUGCCGGUAACGACAAUCUCGACUGUCGAAAUAUCACGGCCAAGUACGAAGAAUUUAUUAACCCGUGCGUCCUUAGUUGGGACGACCUCAGUUAUGCCGUGCCAGGAGGGAAAAGGACCGACAAGAAUCCGCACGGCAAAAAAAUCAUUCUCGACAGAGUCAGUGGACGCUGUGCUCCUGGUGAGCUCACCGCUAUCAUGGGGCCUUCCGGAUCGGGUAAGACAACACUUGUCGACUUAUUGGCUGAUCGCACGAGUUCUGGAGAAGUGACCGGAACCAUCGAAUUGAACGGCACUGGCCGUGUGACUAAGACGUUUCGUGCUGUAACGAGCUACGUGGCCCAAGACGACACGCUACUGGGGUCAUUCACUGUAACAGAGACCAUGGAGAUGGCGGCUAGACUCAGUCUCCCGAAUAGUGUGGUGAUGACGGACAUUCACACCCGAGUCAAGAAUGUCAUGGACGCCAUGGGACUCGGUCCAUGCAGGAAUACAUUAGUCGGCGACAUCUUUAGGAAGGGACUUUCGGGUGGGCAAAAGCGGCGACUUAGCAUCGCCAUCGAGUUGCUGUCCAAUCCGAGCAUCUUGAUCCUUGAUGAGCCGACUAGCGGCCUUGACUCCAGCUCUGCCCAAAAUGUUAUGAAGUUCAUUGCCAAGGUCUGUGCCGAGGGCAAGACCGUUGUGUGUACAAUUCACCAACCAUCGUCGUUUGUCUACGCCAUGUUUACGAACGUGGUCGUGCUCUCGGCCGGUCGGACAUUGUACUGCGGUCCUCGUCGUCAAAUCAUCCAGCACUUUGCAUCAAUAGGCCACGAUUGUCCGCGGUAUAUGAACCCGGCCGAGUACUUUAUUAGUCUGGUGAACACAGACUUUGAAGACCAAGUUGAUGUCACGAAGCUCGCGGAUGCCUACGCCCACAGCAACGUGAAGACGAAUCUAAUAGACCGACUAGCUGCUGACCGAGCUUUGCUACAACAUCUACCGGACAUCGAGCUGAGACCGUCGUCCCCUAUGCGACAGUUCAGCGUUCUCAUGUAUCGCAACACUUUGAACAACAUUCGCAACCCCGGUAUUUACUGGAUCCGAUUGUUCAUGUACUUUUGCCUGAGCUUCAUGGUCGGUACCAUGUAUUUGAGCACAAAUGAUGAACUGAGCGAGGAAGAUCUGGUGCCGCUGCUGUUCUACAUACAGGCGUUCCUGGUGUUCAUGUCGGUGGCAGUAUUACCGUUUUUCAUUGAGCAGCGGGCUGUAUUUGCUCGUGAACGUGCCAACAGUUCUCUGAGUGUGAUGAGCUAUGUGUGCGCCAACUUUUUGGCGACACUGCCAGGUAUUUUCUUGAUCGCGGCCAUGUCGACGGCGUUGGUGGUGCUACUGGCGGGUCUCAAUGCGAUCGAAUACUUUCUAUUGAAUCUUUUCUUGUCGCUGGUGGUGUCAGAGUCAAUGAUGCACGUGAUUGGAGCUGCCGUGCCGCAUUACAUUAUCGGUAUCGCAUUGGGUGCUGGUGUGUUCGGUAUGUUUAUGUUGUGCGAAGGUUUCAUGGUUCCUCGCGACUCGAUCCCAACUUACUGGAUUUGGGGGUACUACUUGGCGUUCCAUACGUACUCGUUCGAGUCUUUUGUAUUCAAGCAGUUUGAGAAUGAGACGUCGAUCGAGGCGAAGGCUAUUCUGACAAAAUACGGCAUGGAGAACGUGGAUGUAUCACGUGAUAUGCUGUUGUUGGUCGUGUAUAUUGUAGCCUUCCAGGCUAUCUUUGCAUUGAUUCUGUGGAAGUUCCAUACCGGUCGCCGUUGA